Closterium sp. NIES-67 is the source of this 1913-nucleotide messenger RNA. The record is from the annotation of a GenBank genome assembly. Lineage: Eukaryota; Viridiplantae; Streptophyta; Zygnematophyceae; Desmidiales; Closteriaceae.
UAGCUUGGAAACUUGGAAUCGUGUACUAGUUAUGGCGAGUAGCGGGACGCGAUCCGUUGAAGUCGCUGAGUCCUAGAGGAAGAAGGGCGGGCCACUGAGUCCAGUAACCUCCUUCAAAGUGAAUUUCCCAACUGGGGGGAAUGGCUAUUGAUAACGACGAGCCACCGACGCUCCUUCUGUUCUCCGCUUUCUAGAUUUCCCCCCUCCUCUACUGUGCAAACUUCGCAAUCGUCUCCCUGAUUUAUUCUGCAUUCUCCGUGACUAUUUCGUAAAAAAUCUUUCAUGAGCUUUUCCGAUCCCUAUCGGCUGAUUGAAGCCGUUCGUCAGUCAUCUGACGGGACGACGCAGCGAGCGAUCUGCCUCACCUUGUUACCUGCAUUCCGGUGCACUGUCACAAGAGUGUUUAGCGAUAUUGUGACGUAGCAAUAUUGUAACGUCGCGACAUUGUAACAGCUCCGCGUCUCUGACGAGGCGUGUGGAACCGUCCUCAUGCAGCAGGUUCAUGGAUGGGACGAGCCUUCCAUCGGCGAGCUGAGUAGCCUCUGCUUCAGUUCUCGACGGCCACGCGAGUCCAGGAAUCAGUGAGAUGAUGAUUUCGUAGUGAGACGUCUCAAAACGGAAUCAUUUUCACAUAAUUUUAGACGGUCACGGGCUUCCAGGAAUUAAAAUCUGCUGGUUUUCAUAGAUGCGAGCCGCGUCAACAACCAGCGCGGGCUCUUGGUCCUGGCGAAUAAGGAGGUCGGAAAGGACGGCUAGGGAGGAGGGGAGGAGAUUGUGAAGGAGAGAGUGACGGUGCAUCAGGGGACGGUGCAUCAGGGGACGGUACAACACGGGACGAUGGAAAAGAGGGCGGUGCAGCAGAGGACGUACAGCCUUCCAUGGCAGCACAGCUACAUGCGCAUCGCCAUAUCCGUCAAUCUGAGCCGCCAGCAGCAGCAGGGGAAAGGGGGGUCCGAACAGAAGGCAGGACAGCAGAGUGGGCAACAGAGCGGGCAGCAGAGGGGGAUGCAGAGGGAGGUGUUUGAGAGGCUGCUGGGGGACUCCCUGCUGACCCUCUUUGGCUCGCUGGGUGCUGCAGCUAUCCAGGCGUCUCUACUCGUGCUCUCCUGCGAUCUCACUGGGCCUGGGUCCGUGGCUGUUGUGCGCUGUGACAAGAGGCACGAGCAGCAGGUGUGGGCGGCAGCAGCAGCCAUCAGACAUCCCACAUUGAACCCCUCAGUGCAAGUGGUGGCCCUUGCUUCCUCCCUGCUCGCCCUUGCCAACCCCUCGCUCCACCUUCCCACGCCUUGACCAUGCCAUGACUGCUCCCAGAUACACCCGACUGCACCCAGCUGCACCCAGCUGCACCCACAUACAGCAUGCGAGAGCAGAGCACAUUCUUUGCCAACACUGGGCUUCUCCUCCCAGCAAGCACCUUGCAAAUCAGUGGGAAAAGGCCGCGAUGGACAAUGUUACAAUUGGUCUGAGGAUCAUGCACAUUAGCUUUUCAACAGCACGGUAUGCAGUUUAGCAACUACAGUGACGCCCCAUCUCUUCCUCAACCUCAAACCCGCAAGGCUCUAGGUGUAUCGGCACAACCUGUGCCUAAACAAUGGUCUUGGGUGAAUGUGAGUCCACGAAGUGUGAAAUGUUACCCCUCUAACGCAUGAUUUUCUAGGGGAAAGCCUCCAGCUGCUUGCACUCACUCAAGUUUAACUCCUGAGCCUUGUCAGCUGUUCAAAGCUGGGAGGGCGGAAGCGGAUGCAGCAGCAAUAAAGGUUCGAAGCCAUGACGGUUUUAAACUUGCGACAUGCAGGCAGGAGAGGCGGGUGAGAGAAUCAGGGAGAUGCUCGAGGGCGGAACUCUUAGCGCAGAAAGAAUUGACUAGAAUAACGUGGUACAUGGGGACAUAAGUUAUAACCUAAGGGGUUCUA